Echinostoma caproni is the source of this 2100-nucleotide messenger RNA. Lineage: Eukaryota; Metazoa; Platyhelminthes; Trematoda; Plagiorchiida; Echinostomatidae. The record is from the annotation of a GenBank genome assembly.
AUGGACGCCAAAUCAGCGCAUGUGAAAGCGGAUCCUACUCUGUCAUUGACGGAACACCCUUCUAGUGCAAUCCCUAUUGCAACACCCGAUCGGCAUCAAGGAUGGCACACUGAGUUUCGUGAAGUUUCUUCAACCCAUCAUCAAACUAGACCAGCCACAGAUUAUGUGGUCCGAACUAGUUUUAUUCGGGAAGGAUCCCCGGCGAAAUCUUCCGAAGGGAAUCGAGUCAACCUGGUGCUACGUUUUCGGAGCUUGCUUUCUCGACGUUCGCAGCCGCAUCACACGCAUGCCGGACAUCAUCAACGAGCAAGCAAAAUUGCUCCCCUCAAUCGACGCUCGUGUCGGGACAAGUUGCGUGGCAAACGACCGUGCGGGCCCGGCAAUCAGGUACCCUACAAUCCACCACCCGCUCCGCUAACACCGACUGUCAUCAGUGUGGACACAUGUCAGGACUAUGAAUCCGAUGCGAGUUUGAAACGCGCAAACUCAGACAGUUGCCUAAGCCGUCCACAUAUCCAUUCGCAUGCCAUCUAUCUACGCGUCCCAAAUUCCCACAUCAAAUCAAGUGACAGUCCAGCAAGUGUAGCAUCUCACCUAUCCGAUUCACCAAUCGCUAUCAACGGUUCCUCAGCUCACAAGUCCAGAACGGGAUCAUCUUCCAGGUUUGUACCACCGGUAGGUUCACAAUCAGACACAGAAGAUUCAUCAUUCAAAACACCCGAACAGAAUAGGCGUUCUGCUCAUGUGAGAAGACGUUCGUCCCUGUCGACGGGAAAUAUCUGUUGCCUGUAUGCACUACGUUGUUUGCCGUCCAUAGAAUAUUUGAAUACACCUGCCUCACCUGCUACCGUACGUCGACGUAGUUUGCCUGCCUCAUCAAUCAAGCCCUAUCCACAUUAUGACCGUGAUCGAGGCACCGGAAUUGUGCAAACUGCUGACACACCGUUUGCUCUGGCUGCAAUGCGUCAUCAUCCGUGCUAUCAGGAUGUGGCCUGUAAUCUGAGAAAUUGGAUUAAAGAAACGCUGGACAUGCACAGUUCGAAAGAAUCCAUCUUGAAUGACAAUACGGAGAACACAACAGCUGCAGUGAUGAGUAGUAUUCACAGUUCGACCGAAUGGACUAGACAUGUGCGUUUCGCGGACGAAGCUACUGCGUCCUCAUCAGCCACAACGCUGAAUUCCCUCUCAGCCUCCUCUUCAGCCCGGUCACUUUCUUCCUUGGUUCUCACGCCAAAUACACGUUCUCCUUUUGGUUCAAUUACCAGUUUAGAACGAAGUUCAAACUCUUCAGACAAGCAGCACUCUCUGACCGGUUUGUCCUCAAAACUGUCAAAUCUUCGUCCAAUACCUCGGAGAUUGUUGAACAAGUUCUCCCAGUUGAGCACCUCUCGUCCAACGCCUACAAGCAACAAGAAUGCCACUCUGUCUCUACCUCGGACACCCGGAGCUGCUACCGGCAAACUUGGGAAGUCGGAUCACGGAGAGAAAGGCAAGUCGUUAGCACGCAGUAUUUGGCGCCGGCGUAGCAAACGACAUCGUGAGCGCAAGACAACUCCACUUGUCACGGUUAAUGUGAUUCAUAACUACUCCGAACCACCCGAGGUCCCGAAACAUGUGCUCAAGGAACUGGAACCGACCGAAGAACAAUCCUUCUGGCAACCGAUGUUUACAAACCCCGAAGAAUUGCCUCAGUUCAAUCAAAAUCUGUACAAACAACGUUUGCAUUUGGCUCGUCUCUGGUCGUUCACUUUGUCCGCCAUCAAUGUUGAGGUCCAUGUGGUUGUCUCACCGUGUUUCGGUGAUGAUUCUUCCCCGCAAAUUCGUCUACGCUACACUCUCAAUAACUGGGAGACCUAUGCCGAAUCGUGUGAAUUAACCAAGAGGCAUUCAGAGAGACGAACACUAUCGCCGUGUGAGACUUUCUGGAUAGAAGUGCAUUCCGGCCGGAUCCAGUUGCUCCCGGACAAUACGAACGAUGCACAGCCGAAACCUGAGCGACUCGAAUUCGCAGUUGUUUCUCGACGCGGAGGAUCUGAGUGGUGGGAUAACAAUCAUUCGCAGAACUACGCAUGUUAUCAGCAACAAACGGGUGCAAUUUAG